CGUUCGCCUCCAACUUAUUUCACUGUUUCAGAUGAUGCAGCUUACACGAAUGAACAAAUUCAAAUACUAGACGCACAAGUGACUACCCAGCGCGUCAAUUCACAAGAAUUCCAUCUCCCCUGCGAAGUUCGCGUUCAGAACGAAGCUCAAUCAUUGCCACUGCAGUUUAGCUGGACAGUCGAAGAAGACGGAAUAACAAAAGAGUUACCGCUCUACAACGACCGAAAGUCUGUACCGCAUGGUGUCACAAAAUACGCAUUAAGGGUUGCCCAGACAAAGUCUGAGUUGGUGAUCAAGCACGUGACAGAACGAGAUCUCAAGCUGUACUCAUGUCGGGUGUCGUUGGGUGGCACGAUCAAGGCAACACGAAACGUCACGUUGAUGAAAACAAGCGAUUGUGAAGAACUGUCGUCUCCUGCUGACGGAGAGUUUCGAGAAGAAACAAUUGACACUGAUACGGGGAGUUUAGCGACACCCGUAUGUAACAAUGGAUUUACUCGUGUGUCUACUGACAUACAGCACUUGGUGUGUACGUUGUGGGGUGAGUGGGCUGCUGUUGACCGAGAGACUAGGCAACUGAAGACAGUUGAUUGGGAAUACGAGAAGCGACAUGCUAUGUGUAAACCAACCUUGUCAGCAACCUGCAAGCAAGAGCCAGUCCCCGAAGGUAACAAGCAUCUCAUUGAGACAGUACACCUGCCUCCACAUAUUGAUAACAAAGACAUAAGUGCCGUGUUUCCUAAUACAACCUUCACAUACACUUGCCCGAAGACACAUGAACUAAUUGGAGAGACGACGAGGAUGUGUACUGAUGCAGGAAUUUAUACAGCAGAGAUUCCAAGAUGUGAAGCACGUGUAGGUUGUCUUCAAUACUGUAAGUCAUUUGCCGUCAAUAAUGGUGCCGUGCAUUACAUUGCAAAGAAAGCAGUCACCAUUAAAGGGCAAGGUAUCAUUAGAAACACAUGUCGAGCAGUCAUAACAUGCAAUACUGGAUUCGUGACGACGGAGUACCUCAGAUUAUUUUGUGACAUGACGAAUUCUCAGUGGGUGGAAAAAUCAGGAAAUACAUUAUUUGACCCUCCAAACUGCUCACCCGAGAGUUAAGACUAAAUCGAUUUAGUGUAGAAUUUUGUAUUAGACAUUUCGGUGCUUUUAUCAGCUUGAGAUGCCAUUUGUGUGUCUGUAUCUACAGUAACACUGAACUGUAACUAGCGUGUCACUUUGUCAGUUGUUUAUAACAACUCACAUCUAUACACUUUGCUUUUACUAUGCGCGUGCAUAUGUAGCUAUAAAUGUACUUGCUAAGCGAUGACUUGUAAUGUUUAAAAAAACUGAGUAAAAAACUUGUCGUUUGUCAUACUCGACUACAUGAAAAACAAGUCAGCAGGAUGUACAAUUCACAAAUGCAUCUAUCCAUCCCAAUGCUUGAGUCACUACAUUAAAUCAUUCUAGUGUCAACUGUCACUCAAGUAAUUGAAGAUGCUGCUAUAAAAUGAGAGCCAG
Molecule: messenger RNA, 1503 nt
Organism: Corticium candelabrum
Lineage: Eukaryota; Metazoa; Porifera; Homoscleromorpha; Homosclerophorida; Plakinidae
Exons: 4
Coding region: 382-1104 (240 amino acids)
Source: RefSeq, a predicted model, not a curated record